Molecule: messenger RNA, 3799 nt
Organism: Haliotis rufescens (red abalone)
Lineage: Eukaryota; Metazoa; Mollusca; Gastropoda; Lepetellida; Haliotidae
Product: R3H domain-containing protein 4-like
Exons: 7
Coding region: 104-928 (274 amino acids)
Molecular function (GO): nucleic acid binding
Source: RefSeq, a predicted model, not a curated record
UCGAUGUACAUUUCGUCAUUGGGUGGCAAGAAGACAUCUGUCAACAUCAGGAAGGUCGAAGAGAAGGGAGUUUCGGCGCUCGUGAGGAUAUUCAGGAACUAUCAUGGGUGUUACAAGAGAAAACAGAGAUCUGUUCAUCUAUGAAUUCGUUGAAGAUGACCUCGUGUUACUGGAACAACAAGAUGAGGAUAAUGCAUCUGUAGAUGAACCAAGGCUGGGCAGGAGGAAUGCCAACCGAAACCGCACAAGAGGCAAAUCAGGACAGAUUCUCGAUAAUCAGGGAUUGAACAGGAGGAAGACGGGGGCCAAACAGGCCAGAAGAACAGAAAAUUUUCGUCAGUUGCUGACUCUGGCCGAGAAGGAUGAAUUAGGGGAGCUGCAGCUAGACAACAUGUUUGAGCCCAGCACCUCUGCCUUUGAAAAACUCUUCUCGGAGAGAGAGAAGAUGAAGAUCUGGAACGACUUUGUGAACCGCAGUGAGGAAGAACAGGAGACUAUCCUGCAUCCCGUGGGGAGCCAGACAGGGAUAACUGCAUCGGCCGUUGAGAAGCUGGACGACUCGUGGGAGGAGAUUCCAGAUAAGAGGGCUGCUCACCCAGCCUUCACAGCAGAGGAGUGUUACAGGAAGGUGGACAGGAAGCUGAAGGACUUACUCAAGAGGAGACAACUGCCUAUGGGAAUGCUUGAGAAUCUGGAGGAAGAAAUUGUCUCAUUUUUCAAAGAGUGGCCAAGCUCUGUGUUUGUGGCCAGGCUAGCCUCCAGUUACGAAAGAAUGCUGAUCCAUGCUCUAUGUCAGUUUCUUGACUUGCGAUCUCAAAGUUAUGAUGAAAAUGGUGAAAGAAGAACACAGGUUGAAAACAAGCACAACACAUUCCUUCCUCCAUCCCCACUACUCAGUCAGUACUUACAGAAGCAUCACACAGCUUAAACCUGCAGACAUACACUGCACCAGGGCCACGCUAGCAAAUCUCAAGCCCAGAACAAGGAUAGGUGCUUCUGGUUCAGCAUGGUCUGCAACUUGACAUGGUUUAUAUCUUUUUGUUGCCGUUUUACCUCUGUUGUUAAUACCUUAUUUACCUUAUAGGUUGGUAUUGGUUUGUUUGAAGUAGGGGUGGUUUGGGUACUUUUUGAACGUGGUUUUUUUUUUCAAUCGGUAAAAUGUUUAUGUUGGGGUGUAGGUUGCGCAUUUUCAGCAGAUAUCUGUACAAAAGAUCAUUUCACCACCUUGACAUUCAUAACUUCCCUUGUUAAGGGUGAACUGUUGUCGCCUAGUGGUUCAAGCAGUUGCCAGUCUUGUCUAAGACUGGAUCAGUUUUCCACUUUGGUGUGAUGUGUGCAACCUCAUGGUGUCCCCUGGCCAUGAUAAGGAUGACAUUUUGAUAAAACUAGACUCUCUCCCUUCGCUGAACAAAAAUAUCUUGCACCAAAUAUUUCCUUACUUGGAUCACAAUCUGCCUAAUGCAAAUUUGGCAACAGUUAGAAAGAAAACAGAAGUGUUUGUCUAAGCUGACUGUGUCAACGGUCCUUGAUACAGCCACACAUUGCUCUGUAUAAUCAUGUCUGUUUUUGCUCUCUUGAGUCCUUGUUCAGAAAUUAACAAUUAAUUUGUCAACUUUGAGCAACUGUCGUUAACCGCUAGUCCGACCCAAUGGUUCAUCCAAGUGAUACGAAGGGUUAUCCUGGAUAUGUUUAAGAAACAAACAUCAGCGUAAUAAUUUAUAACCAACCAAACGUACACUUCUAUGCAUCUGACUAGGAUAUUCUGAGUGUUGGACGUGAAUGUGUGUGAUUGGUUGUAUGGAGACGUGUCAUACAAAUGGUUUCCCAUAUUACCAUGCAACUCGAGCAUGUUCAAGAUUUAAAGUUCAUAAAAGUAAGUACACAAUUUGAGUACACCAGGUGCUGUCCCCUAGAUACGUAACAGUAUGAAAUACCGUAUUCGACGUAAUAAGCGCCCAGGGCACUCGCAAAGUGAGAAAUAGGGGGCUCUUAUUCGAAUAUUAUUUUGGUGGAAAAAACAGAGUUGAAAGAUAAAUUUUGUGGUUUAUGUUAACGGCCUGACUGUUUAUAUACGACAGAUAUAUUUUUCCAGAAUUUAAUUGCCCAUAAUUAAGGGUGCAUAUAACACAUGAGUGCGUAUAAUACACGAAUAAAUAAGUCUUGUGUACAUUGAUCAGUCGGAAGCGGUGCUAAUUGGGAUUGUUCACUUGCCAAUAUAUUAGCAAAUAUCGCCGUGGGCGCUUAUUAGAGCGGGGUGCUUAUUACGUUGAAUACGGUAGCCUUGUAUCACUCUCAAAUAUUGAGUAGUAUAUUUCCUGAACUGUUUUAGCCAGGCUUACAAACCAAAUUGUUAAACCAAAUAAGCCAGUGUCUUAGAACAAGUUAGCUGUAUACUGAAGAUAACCUUCUUUCCUUAUUUAUCUAUGACCUAUGGAGGAUAGUGCUUAUUCAUUGUUGAUUAUAGGAACAAAUGUCUUGACUGUAGCUGUCAUCAGGCUCUUUCUUUAAUAUAUUUUCUGUUAAUGUUAUCGUCUGUUUAUGGUUAUUUUGUACAUACUUGUUUCAUUUGUCUGUAUAUAUAUUGUUUUGAUGUACUGUGGAAAGUCAAUCAAAAUCUUAAAUGAUUUAUAAGCAUUGUGUAAAAUCAACAACCCAACCUAUUUAAGAACAUGAAUUUAACGUGAAGAUUAUUGUUUGUUACCUUAACCAGCUGAUGAGUCAUCACUGUCGAUUGAUGACAGUAAUGAACGAGUGGUAGUUGAGAAGACUACAUAUCUCUGUGGUUAGGGUUUCUGGUAAGGAUUUCAACAUUGCACAUUGUUCCAUUGUUAUUUAUUCAGCACCUUUGUAAAUAGGGAUGCUUUAAUGUUUUGCAUGAAUUCGACCGACACAGCUGCACUUUGUUUUGAAAGCUAUGUGGUGCAUCUUAGGGAUAUCACAUCAUGCAUAUCACAUUAUUGCCAAUUCUGUCGAUGUCAUGUCUGGUCAAGGUCAUAGUCUAAAACACCUUUUACCUCCUAACUCAAGAAAGAUUUGCUGUAGGUCUGUGAAACUUCUGUAGCUUUUUGUACUGAAACCAUGUUUUUUUACUAUAAUAAAUAAUGUGUUUGGCUGCAAUAGAGGGUCAAGGUCAUUACACCAGGAGUGGAUAUAACUUUCUUAUUAAGAUAGUUUAAGACUGCUUGCAUGUAUUUUAGAUGUGUGUCUUCAAGUCAGAAGCAUGUGUACCACUGCCAGAGUAGUAGCAACUGUUUGUGAUGACAUGUUUCUCUGUACAUAUGUCAGUUAAUGUGUGUCAUGUUGCAUAGUUCAUAGUGCUAUUCAAUGUCUGUCUACUUUUGUACUCGACAUCUAUUAUUUUCUCAUAAUCGUAAAACCAUAAUUGUGCAUGUUCAUAAUUGUAAUAUAUUUAUUCUUAGCUGAUCUUCCAUCUCAGUCUUGAUCUACUUUGCAGUAAAACCUAACUCAUGUUUUUGUGAAAAGAACAAUUUUCAUAUCAGAAUACACCUAGGCUGAUAAGCCAUGCCAACUUGAAUAACUUCCAAAUGUUGUGGUCCUAACAAGGGGAAUAACUCUUGCAUCUCUAGCUCUAUUACUAGGAAGCCAUACAAAGGGCAUUUCUGUUCCUUGAUUUCAACAUGACUAACGUCAUAUAAGUUUAAAAAGCAGAUGAUUCAUCUUUAGCAGAAGGGGCUCGGUAGUAGUGUAUGUUUGUGUUACGUUUCCUCCUGAACAUGUUAUUGUUGGAAGCCAUUUUGCCAUCCAUUGGUUGUCUAAUAAAUAAAAUCGUACAAUACUG